Messenger RNA from Daphnia carinata, 3026 nucleotides. RefSeq names its product YTH domain-containing family protein 3-like. NCBI's taxonomy places the organism in Eukaryota, Metazoa, Arthropoda, Branchiopoda, Diplostraca, Daphniidae. Gene Ontology annotation, biological process: mRNA destabilization. Gene Ontology annotation, cellular component: cytoplasm. The record is from RefSeq and is a predicted model, not a curated record. The transcript is spliced from 8 exons. Gene Ontology annotation, molecular function: mRNA binding; N6-methyladenosine-containing RNA reader activity.
AGCUGCGCCUGCGCCCUCACAUAGAUCAGAGUCAUUAAACUGUGUCCCUGUCCGUUACUAUAACAGAGAGAUAUAGCCGCCAUAGUUUUCCCUUACGUUUGCUCGGUUAUCGGCUCUAGGUCACGAACUUCUUCAGGUUGUUCUCGUUUAGGAGUGUUUCAAGUCUCGCUGGUUGAAAAACCGGCCAAUGUAAUUUUUUGGUGAGACACUCAAGUGCCCCCUCCUUAAUUAACUGAAAAUCACGCGUGAUUCACGCUCAAGACCUCGGUUUCUGUCGCAUUAACGAAACACCCAUUUACUGCCGAAUUGUUCUUUAUCAGCUAUCUGUGUGACGUUGUGUGUUGCGUUCUUUGGUCACUCUUGACAGUUACCAAAUUAUUUCCUGUUAUUCAAAGUGCUAUUGGGUUGUGUGAUGUCAACGGGCGUGUCAGAUCAGCGGAUGAGAGGCCAAGGAAGUCAACAAGCCAACGGGCCCAACAAGGAUCAACUCAACGACCAUGAAGACUUUUCAUCUUGGAGGAACCAAUCAAUUCAGACUUCAUAUGUUUCCCCUGCUGUAGCGACAACUGACCAUUAUCUAUCAAGCUAUUAUGGCCCUUCAUUCUCUUACCCAUUGGAGCAUGGCGCGUGGUCGAGUAAUUCUGCCACGGGAACGGCUGAAUUGCCCUUUUUGGGUGGUUAUGGAGCUCCCUCUCAACAUCAGGCACAGCAUCUUCACCAACAAGAUCUUUACGGAAUCGACGGCAUGUUUGGUCCCAGUGGAAGUUUCAGCAAUUUCGGUGGCCAACCAUCAUUCGGUGGUGGAUACGGUGUUGGCACGGAAUACUCGACGUGGGAUCGUAAAGGGGCUCACUACGACGACUAUUAUCAGGCGGGAAGAACUGCUGAUCAACAAACGAUAUACCCAUCGUCGGCUACCUCUACUAGCCGACCGGAGGAAUCCUCGCCAUCUGUGAGCGUGAAGCAAGUAGAACAAGUUAUGCAAGGACUAUCCUUGGAGACGACCAAACCUGCCACACAGGAACCACAGCAGCAGCAACAGUCACAACAACCGAAGAAACUGACUUGGGCUUCGAUCGCCAGUCAGCCGGCCAAGCCUCAAUUGGCCACCAAGAAAAAGUCGAUGGUUCCUCCGCCGAUGGUGACGCCGAGAACUCCCAGUUUGGAUAUCGGCACGUGGGAGAAUAAGAACGGUGGUGGAGUUCAUCCCGCUAGUGUACCAGCUCCUCAGCAUCAUGGCCCUUCUGCUGUUCAGCCAGCAGCAGUCACCGUUGUUCCACAACCAGCUCCAUCACCAUCUAAACCGAUAGGGCAAUCGCACCUUCCACCACAACAAUUGCAGCACCAACAACUACAACAGCAGCAGGAACAGCAGCAGGAGCACCAACAGCAGCAGCAGUAGCGGCAACAACAGCAGCAACAACAACAACAACAACAAAAUCAACAGCAUGUUCCACAUCAAAACCAAAAUCAUCAACAGCAACAAGCUCAACAACAUCAUGCUAGCCAAAAUCACCAACAACAGAUAAAUCAACAAUCGCAAGUGCAACCGCAGCCACGCCCAACUCGGCCUACUCCACCUCCUGCUUUGAAUCAAGCGGUUCAACAACAACCCACAGUGGUAACUCCACCAAAACCAGCUACGACGUUGGUUGCAGUGCCACCGACUCCACCAGCGACGGCCCUUGCCAACCCCAUACUAGAAGAACUACAAUCAAAGCACAUUUACAACCCUAAAGAAUUCGAUUUGUCGGCAAAGAAUGCACGUUUUUUUGUUAUCAAAUCAUAUUCGGAAGAUGAUAUCCAUCGGUCCAUCAAGUAUGAAAUUUGGUGCUCAACCGAGCACGGCAACAAGCGACUGGACGCUGCUUUCCGCGAAAGGGAUGGAAAGGGUCCGGUCUAUUUGUACUUUUCGGUUAACGGAUCCGGACAUUUCUGUGGAAUGGCUGAAAUGACAUCAGCAGUAGACAUGUCGUCGACACUAUCGGUUUGGUCGCAAGACAAGUGGCGUGGUCAAUUUACCGUCAAAUGGAUCUAUGUCAAAGAUGUGCCUAAUGCUGCAUUGCGCCACAUUCGACUGGAAAACAACGAGAACAAGCCCGUUACCAAUUCACGCGACACCCAAGAGGUGCCAGUCGAAAAGGGUCGUCUAGUGUUGAAAAUCCUCCAUUCGUAUCGCCAUUCAACGUCCAUUUUUGAUGACUUUAGCCAUUAUGAGAAGCGUCAAGCGGAAGAAGAUCAGCGAAAGGUCAUGGCACCCGUCCCAUCGUCUGGUGGUCAUAGCAGCGGCAAUGACUAUGAAAGUGACAGGGCUCCUCCACAACGAGAAAGAGAUCCUUAUAAUCGACCCCAAUCGGACCGUAGAGAACGCGAUGGGUUCGAUCGUGGCGGAGAUGCAAGAGAUUUCCGUGGAAGGAAUGACAGAUCAGGAUUUGAUUAUAGGGAUCGGAACGGUUAUAGUAUGCGCGAUAGAGACAAUCGCGGUGGUAACCGAGACGGCCCAGGAGGGUAUCGCCCAUCUGAUCGCGACAGCCAAAGUUACCGUAGUGGUGAUCGCGUAACGGAUCGUGGAAGUGAUCGUAGAAUGGAACGCGGUGGAGAUCGUGGAAUGGAUCGUGGCGGAGAGCGUGGGAUUGAUCGUGGCGGAGAUCGUGGGUUUGAUCGUGGAGGAGAUCGUGGAAUGGAUCGUGGAAUGGAUCGUGGAAUGGAUCGUGGGAUUGAUCGUGGAAUGGAUCGUGGAAUUGAUCGUGGGAUUGACCGUGGGAUUGAUCGUGGGACUGAUCGUGGAAUGGAUCGUGGAAUGGAUCGCGGUGGAGAUCGAGGAGUGGAUCGCGGCGGAGAUCGAGGAGUGGAUCGCGGCGGAGAUCGUGGAGCGGACCGCGGUGGAGAUCGUGGACCGGAUCGUGGCGGAAUGGCUGAAAGAGGUGGAAACAUGCGAGAGAGUAUUUCGCGUGCGCGCCGUUAAAACGUUGUUCGGACUAUUAUCCGCGAUUAGCGCAACACGCAAACAAACAAACAAACAAAAA